ACACAAGGUCACUUGCCGGAUGCUUAACAUGAUGUGCAGCAGGUACCAUUGACUAUAAAUGCCAAGUUGGUUGCGCCUGGGAAAACAGAAAGAGGGGGACUUAGCUGAUGCCAGACAGACGAUAUCUUCAUUUGCUUGUGGAACUGCAGCACACACUGAGCGGGUUCAUUGUGCCUGGUCGAGUAGCACAAACACUUACUGCAAGCCGACGGACGCAUCGCACUUUCUGCAUUUCAAGAGAAAAUAUCUUUGGCGGAAACGUUAAUGUUGCUUUAACUUUACGAUUACUAGUCUGUAAACUGAACACAGCCCCGCUAUGUUUAAGCUCGGCUGUCUGGUACUCGGCGUCGUGGUUAUGACGUUACAGCGUUCAGAGGCUGCCGUUUGUAGUUACUCGUGCCCCCAGCGCUAUACAACAAAGUGUGGAUUUCUGAACUUGAAACGCUGUACAAGAUACAGGGACGGAACCUGCUAUAGGUGUUGCAGCGGCUGGACUGGAAGUGUCUCAUCAAAUUGCAAUACCCCCAUUUGUUUUGGUGUCACCACUUGCCCCAAUGGCGGGUCUUGCACAAGACCUGACUACUGUGCCCACUGUAAUCGAGGCUACUACUCUCCAAGAUGCAAUCAAUGCUCACCCAUUGCACACUGUGUUGAGGUUUUCUGCAGCAGUUCCUCGAACCAGAAAUGCGACCGAUGUGACGGUGAAUUCGGCUCUGCUGUGGGAUCAGCCUACAGGAAGACUGAUGAUAUGAGGCGAUGCAUUAAGCAGUGUUCCUGGAGGAGUGACAGCAAUGCCUGCUACCCGGGAUCCUGCACAGACUACCGAUGCUCAUGCAAAAGCGGAUUCUCGGGAAGAGACUGCAGAACAAUGAGGCAUUCACCAACCCUCUCAGAGCACCGUGCCACCCUGAUCGUGGGCACGACUACUCUAGAAUCGCCCACAGUCCAGGGGAGCACAGCCACCGUCUACUCUAAUGUACAGAACUUCAGAAACCUCAGGGUCAACUGGGUAAGCUCCUACCAACCUACUGGACUGCCGAGCCCCAGCGCCGGUGGACAUCCCUACAUUGAAAGCGUUGGACUUGGCAUUGUGGGUGCAAGAGUCACAGCUGCUGUGAAUCGGGGUUCAAGCAGCAUUUAUUCAGUAGGCUCCCGGUAUUGUACAACAUCGACAACUGGAAGGUCCUUUAACCGACACAGACCCAAUACAGCCCUGGUGACCUGUGAGGUGACCUUCACUUUAAACCAUAACUCUUGGAACCCAUCAACAGGAGACGUACUGAGGAUUGAUGUGUCUGCAACAAACGGCGGGUACCUGAAGCUUUUCAACAGGGACUUGUCCAAUCGCAUCAACACACGCUACUACAGCGGCCGAACAAGCUCCGCCUACUCAACUUUCACCUUUGACUUUGUGGAGCCCUACCACUGCGUCAGUGCCGCCGGAGGAUGCAGAACAACCAUGCUGAGUGCAGGAAAUGAUGUAACCACACAGGGAGCAAUAACCAUCACAUGGCAAGGCUGGGCCGACGAUUUGGCUGGUAUUAAGGAGUAUGACCUGGUAGUGCGACAGCUAUCCGGUAGCCAUGGCAGCGAGAUGACAGAAAUCUUUGACAGUCCACCAGUAUAUUCUGGAGUGACCAGCUCAUCAGGCCAGAGAAUCACUUUACCCCAUGUUGGUGUGUACUCCGUCAUCCUCUCUGUCGUUGACAACGCCGGCAACUUCAGACUCAGCAGGCGUUUCGUGUUCUAUGACAAUGAUCAAAGUGAUGUCACCAUUCAGACCGAUUCCCCUCUGCGUGUGACCUCAGCAUCUUCAAAUACUGACUACCUGUGGCUGACCAGUCUGAACUCUGGCAGGCCAACCUCGGUAGAUUUAGUCUGGACAAACCGAUUCAUUAACGUGCAUCAUGUAAACCAAGGACUGCUGAAACCAAUUGGAUCCUAUACUGCCGGUCUCAUUGACAGUGAUUAUGACCAGAACUUUGGGCAGCGUGGCCGUGCAGCUAUCCCUCAUGCACUUGGUGUGACAGAGUUUCGCGUCUAUUACGACAUCGACCACAGCGGCGGCAGGACCACUGUCGCAGUAAGCGAUGACAACUCGGACAACUGGAGAAAUGAAGGCACGAGCACGCAGGCGACCUAUGACCUGAGAUUAGUGGACGGCGAUUCUGUUCGGUUCUGGGUGGAGGCUAGGGAUCUGACCGGUCACUCUGUGAGGGAUAGCGUGUUGGUCCAUGCCGACUCGUCCCCACCAAUUAUUGAAGACUUCUGGCUGGUACGGGACGGAGAGGUGAACCUGGCCAUUCAUAACUCGGAAGAUCUGCAUGAGAUGAGUGUUGCGUUUAGGACAUACGACAUUCACAGCGGAGUCAGAAGUAUCCACUGGCGUCUCUGGGACCCCGUUACAGAGACAGAGUAUGAAAGCCAGACAGUUCCAGCCAGGAGAAUCGAUGCGGAUUUGGAUUGUGAUCCCGCCAGCUGUUUGUGCAUCCCAGCAGGGGACUGUUAUGCUGCAGACUACGUUUUUAAUCCAACUUCCGACAUUGGCGCCCACGACACUGAUUACUCCAUCACCCUGACGGUUACCAACCAUGUGGGACUGGUAACAAGCGCGACAAUCCGGGUGACAGUGGACACAUCUGCUCCCCAAGCCGGUGUGGUGUAUGAUGGGAUACUCGGAUCCAAUGAGGUUGACUUUCAGGAAGGCAAUGACCUCUCUGCUCACUGGGAAGGGUUCUUUGACAAGGAAAGUGGCGUCAAGUUUUACCAGUAUCUCUUUGACACAUCUUGCUGGAUGAACGAGACAGCAAUUGGAAGAGUCAGAGCCGAGAUGACAAGAACUACUGCCACUAAGGCGAGUUGGACAGCGCCCUCUCCUGGUCGAUACUAUGUCACCGUCAUCGCGUACAACCGAGCCCUAGAGCCGUCAGAGGCAAUCUGCUCUGACGGCGUUGUGAUCGAUAUGAGCCCUCCUGAGUUGUCUGAGAUCACCAUUGGCUACGCUCGGAUGUGGCCCGGUCUGGCCAAGGAUGCUGAGGGUCGGACGUGGUUUAUUGAUGAGCACCGCAGGAAGACGGAGCUGAUUAAUGCAUCCAGUGGAUGCAGUUCCAAGGCUGCUCUGGUAGAUGAUCUCUCUGCUUAUCCUGAGAUGGUCGGUACCAACGACUCGUCAGCAAUACUCCAUGGAGACCUCGAUUGCUUGUGGAUCCCAGCCGUUCAGGAGAAGUUUUUCCUUCCCACUGACAGACACGUGAAUGUUUCCUGGAUGGGAGAGGAUCCCGAGAGCUCCAUCUACGACUACCAGAUUGGGUACACCUUAGAUCACAGGCCUGACUUCGUAGCCAGCAUCUCAACGUCAGGUCACGACCACUUUCUGAUGUACCAUCCCGAUAUCAGCCACGGGUCUGUUGUACGUCUGAUUCUGACGGCAGUGAACAAGGCCCAGCUAUCAACGACCAAGGUGAUUGGUCCAAUCGUAGUGGACACCGCUCCACCCCUGUUUGUUGGGCGUGUCUCAGUCCGUUCAGAGGGGGACUACCUGAUUGCUGAGUGGGCAGAUAAUGCCUUCACUGAUGAGGAGGAUACGAGUCUGAGAUAUCAAGUUGCUAUCGGUAGCAGCCCAGGUGGCACAGAGACCCUUGCUUACAAGACGGAAAAAUACUACAGAAUUGGUCCGUGUUCAUCCCACACAUCCUGUGCUGCAUUCGCAUUGGAUGACUUAGACUGGCAUCUCCAUGGUGACCAUGAAUAUUACGUGUCUGUCAGAGCACAGAAUGGUGCUGGAUUGACAACAGUGGGGAUCUCAUCUGUUUAUAGACACAUCGUGCAGUUGCCAUCCCUGGGCGUUGUAUUGGACGUUGCUCCGCCAGGAGAAGAAGCGGCUGUGGACUUUGAGGUUGCCCAAGACGUAGACAUGCAGACGGACACCACUAGCAUCUCAGCUCGGUGGUAUGGCUUUGAGCAUCCCCAUCUUGAUAUCAGCUACGAGAUUGCCGUCGGAUCAGAAGGUGGCGACUCAGAUAUCAGUGGUGGUUACAUCGAUGUUGGCAAUGUAACCUCCUAUCAUCUGGAUGGCCUGAACCUUACUCCGCUCAUGACCUAUUACGUGACCGUCCGCGCCAUUUCUGAAGCUGGCAGUGUCUCCGUUACCUCAGAUGGUGUCAAAGUCAUUCAAGAGGGUCAGAUAUUGGAGGGAGCUACGAUCAAAGAUGGACUUGGCUGUGAUGAAGAUGGAACUUCUGUUCCUCCAGGCGUGUUUGAUCAACUCUGUCAGGAUGACAUCGCCUACCAGUCCUCUACCUCAGACAUCUCAGCUCGUUGGACCAUUCCUAAGAUGCUGCAGCCCUUUGUGACCAACAUCCGCUGGGCGGUGGAACAAGAGAUUGAGGCUAACUUGGGUUAUGAGAACCAAACAGUUGUGUGGACCACUUUGCUUGAUAAUGAAGAUCUGGGCAUGGCAUUCCAACAUGUUGGGGCAGGUGUAGGGUUGGUCAGCGGAGCUCACUACAGAUCAAAGGUUCAGUUUUGCCAUGUUAGCAUUUGCUUCCAGCCUAUCAUGACUGAUGGAUUCUGGGUACUGUCCCAACCUCCUGAGGUCGGUCAGGUCACAGUAAGCAACAUUGAGUCGACACAAGGCAGAACAGAGAUCAACGUGGCCUUCCAGCCUUUUGCACAUGAUUACGUCCUUCAUCACAACCCUCAGGAACUGAUGGAUUUCUAUGAGUGGAGCAUUGCCGAGGACGGCACUGACGGAGCCCUUCUAACUCACUGGACAAGAAUCCAGGAUUUGGUGAUCGUCCAAGAAAUGGCCCGCUUCACGGCAUUCUACGGUGGACAGUUAGACCUGGAUGUCUGUCUUCGGCUAUCAGUCAGAGGCUACAACAAAGCCGGCCUAUCCUCCAUCGCUAGCACAGAGAUUGUUGACUGUGACAAUGCGACGCUCGUCGUGCCCCAUGUUGUCAUUGAUGCAGAUCAUGAAGUUUACCUUGAGCCGAAUGCAGUGUGGCCGGAACCAGACAAGAACUACAUCUCGUCUACAUCCUCCUUAUCAGCUGUCUGGCCCACGCUGCGCCACAGGGCCUACUUCUGGGCAGCCAUUGAGGACACCGGAUCAACAGACUUCGGAGAUUUGGACUUGGGUUUGGAGUAUCCAUGCAAUCACUCAAGGGUUAUGGCCUGUGGGGAGACAGAUCAAGAGUUCGUCAAUAUUCUUGACUUAUCCCUGGAGCAUGGGAAGCGUUAUCGUAUUUGCAUCCACGCUGAUGAAGUUACAGUGCAGCAUGAGCUCUGGAAUGAACCAUUACCUGCUGUGUCAAGCUGCAGUGAUGGUGUUGUCGUAGAUACGACCCCACCGACCCCUGGCUCUGUAUGGAUCGGUUGGAACCAGCAUCAAACCAGUCAAAGUUCUAGCUCAGAGUUGGUGCUGCACUGGGAGUCAUUCACUGACAUUGAGGAACACGGUUUCGCCCGUCAUCACUCGGGAAUCAAAUACUAUGAAUAUGCCAUUGGCUCAAUGCCAGGUGGCAGCGACGUAAAAGGAUUCACUCGAGUUGGAAUCACCAACAAGGUUAUCGCACACAAGCUGAGGUUACAGAAUGGACACAAGUACUAUGCCACAGUGAGAGCAACUGACUUUGUCGGCCUGUCUUCCCAAGCGAUGUCAGAUUCAAUAGUCAUUGACACGUCUCCUCCUGUUGUCAAUGAGGAUCACACGUUGGACAUUGGUGGCAGCUUCAUCCGGUCGACAACUUCCAUCUCGGCGAGUUGGAAGAAUGUGUUCUCAGACAGGGAGAGUGGUGUUGCAUACUACGAGUGGGCUGUGGGGUCACACCGAGGCCGUGCAGACAUCAUGCCUUUCACGAGAGUGGAUAAUGAGACGGGUGUCAGUGAUCCUUCACGGCGUUUACCUUUUCAAGAUGGUCACUCGUAUUUUAUCUCUGUGAAGGCCAUCAAUACUGUGGGCUUGAUCACACUGAGGAGUUACGGAGCUUUCACGGUCGAUGCCAGCCCUCCAGUUGCCGGCCACGUCUUUGACGGAGAUCUGGGGCGAGCGCCGGCCAAUCAUAGAGACCGAGACUUCCAGCGAGACUGCACCGAGUUGAGAGCAUUCUGGGAAGGUUUCCAUGACCCGCAUAGUUCCAUCAUCGGCUAUUUCUGGAGAGCUGGGACGUGUCCAGGGUGUAGCGAUGUCGUGCUUGAACAGUAUGUGGGUUUGAACACAGAUGUGGUUGCUGAAAAUCUAAACCUGGUGCCUGGAUUGACCUACUAUGUAACAGCGACGGCCUGUAAUGCAGCUGACCUUUGUACGUCAGUGACCUCCGAUGGAGUCAUGGUAGAUGUCUCGCCUCCAGUGCCUGGGAAGGUGUAUGAUGGUGGACCAGGGGAUGGUGACAUCAGCUACCAGUCAUCAAGGUUCCAGUUGCGUGCCCAUUGGUGGGGCUUCCGUGACCCUCACUCUGGCCUCUCCCACUACGAAUGGCGUGCUGGCACUACACCAGGAGCUGAGGACAUUCUCCCCUCUUCACGCAUUGAGCUGUCGGAGGAUGCUCUGAUAUUCCUGCCAGUGUCAGACCAGCUGCCCACAUGCGCUGACAUCUACAUCACCGUACGCGCCUAUAACCGGCUCGGCAUGUGGAGUGAGGCUACAUCUAAUGGGUUCCGUCUGGACUCUAGCCCCCCUGACGUGGUGGAUGCGCCUGCUGUUGAUAAAUCGCAGGGGAUGGUCGUCCAAAACACCCAGGUUUUACGCGAUCUCAUCCACUUUUCCUGGAAGUUCAUUGACCCUGAGAGCGGUAUCAGAGACCAGUACAUAUCACUCAGGACACACCGCAAUGGAGACGUCAGUAUAACUCCAAUCAAGAUUGCAGGGAGUGAAGUGGACCACACUUUCACCAAUUUGACAUUGCACGAUGGAAGUCGUUACAUCAUAACCGUGGUUGCUUGCAAUGCUGCUGGCCUCUGUACGGAGGCCAAGAUGGAACCCCUUUUGGUCGAUAGUAGCCCACCUUCCGUUGGGGCGUUUGCCGUGGAUACAGAGAGUGCCGCCAACUUGAAUCGUCAUCGCAUCGUCUGGAUUGAUCCACAAGAGGUAGACCAAGGUAGUUCCUCACCUCCUGCUCGUCAGCACUCUGGCUGGAUGACGUGGCUGGAAGACACCAGCACCUCCACUGGUUCCUUAGCCCUGGCCUGGCUUGGAUUUGCCGAUGUGCACUCUGGUAUCAGCCACUACUUGGUCUCCGUCGGACGCACCUACGGCGGCUCGGAACUCACUCAGAAUGGACCAGUCCGUGUAGACCACAGCAACGAUGGCAUGUCAUUGGACGAGGGCAUUGCGCAGACAGCCAUCAUACCUCUAGAGGGCAGCAUUACAGACCUGUCUCCUCCCUAUCUGUACAUCUCCAUAUGGGCUGUUAACAGGGUUGGGUUACAAAGCAUCCGCCAUCACUCAACAUUCGAGACCUCUCCCACUUCAGCCGACGAGGGCUCCCUUGUCCUGCUGCGAAGCUCCUCGGCAACGACCCGCAAGGGCCGCUGCGCAUGCGCACCUAUUGGCGAAAGAUGUGCAGCAGGCCAGAGUUGCAAUGACAUAACUGAAAGUAAUCCCAACACCGAGAUAGAAGUUCUGGACGUACUGGAUCUGAUGCAUGACGAUGUCAGCACCGCGACAGACGUCGAUGAAACCGCUACUCAGUUCAUGGCAGCUGCAGUCUGGCGAGUCACUGAACAGAAAGGAUUAGGUAUCACAUGGUUUGAGUGGAGCAUCGGUGAUGACUCCUCAUCGGAUCCAUCUGGAGUCUUUGAUGCAGGCAGGGACAGAGUAUGGUUUGACGUGGGACAGGAUAACCAAGUCAUUAUCACACUAGACGAAGACCACAAGCUGCAGAAGGGAGUCAAGUAUCACGUGUUUGUCCGGGCCUGGUAUGAUGCUAACACCUACGCUUUGUUCAGGUCAGAUGGCGUCAUCCCUGUUGUCACACCACCCAGCAUUUCAACAGCCAGAGGCGCAAAGAUUAAAGAUCUUGCAACCUGCAAUGCAACCGAAGACGCGGAUCACUUGACAAAUCCUGACAUAAUUUGUAUUUCCUGGGAGGGUGUGUUUCUCGACGAUGCAAUGUCCCACUACCAGGUGUCGCUCAGUACCUUUCCAGGAGGGGAAGAUAUUCGUCAGUUUGCCGACCACACCUUCUCAGCCAAUGGGUCUUUCGCCCAGUUUACUGGCCUGGACCUGCAGAGUGGACUGCGUUACUACGGCAACGUACGGGCAGUCAACAAGGCUGGUUUGCACACGCUGAAAAGUAGCGAUGGCUUUGUGUUUGAAGGCACAGCACUCAUCAGCUCCUGCCAAGUUGGCUGUGACAGAAGUACGAGAUUCCCUUGUGAACCGGAGCAUGGUGCUCAUGACGGCAGUGAGAACGGGGCCGAUAAUCUGUGCCGAACUGGUUGUGGGAAUGCACAUGUUGGAGAUGUUCCAUCCCGUUCAAAGACAUGUUCCAAGCCAGGUGGUUCUUCAUGCACGAAGCAGUCUGUUUUGGCCUCUAUCUUAGCCAUAGAAAUGGAACAGCUGCAGGUUCAGCGUCAACAGGUGCAGCUGUCAGAAAGUAUGCUGCAUACCUUGGAAGAUAUCAGUGCCACCAUGCGCAUGGUACUGGCUGCUGUUUCUAACCAGCAGGGUAACAAGUAGUAUGGUCCACAAACCUUAUUACUUGUCGUCUUCACCGGAAACUGUUUUUUUAUCUCGUGUUGACAUCAGUGCUGGUUAUAUCUCUUGUGCAUUUUCUGUGUUGAUUCUUUGGCAACAUUUCUCUUAAUGGUCAUUGAAUGUCAGCAGAAAUUGGACUAUUUACUGUCUGUUUUUUAUCAAUGGAAUAUAUAAAAUUGCUUAAACUUUUUUUUUUAUAGUGGACACUUAUAUUUUAGUACUGUCUGUCAAUUUUGCCAUUUUUCUGUUUUGAGGUGUGCCUUUUUCAGAUCAGUUACUUGGUCCUAGUGGGGUAGAUGAGCUUUCCCAGCCAAAGGUUCAUAGCUCAUAUAUUAUAUACUCAAGUUAGAGGCAUAUUCCCCGUUGCAUAAUCUAUGAUGUUGCUGGCACAGAUGGAACGGCGGCAAAAUGAUUUCCGAAGUGGGGGGGGGCUGUUGUUAGUCCAUGAGGCAUCAGCCAUUAUUAGGCCGAUCCAUUAAGCCCCGCCCCAUUAUAGCACCUGCAUAACGUUGGACUCGUUGCAUUACAAUAGCCUUUCAAUGUGGCAUUUUAAUUCAUAAAUACAUUUACUUUAUUUGGAAUUCGGGCCUACAUGGCAGUUACUACAAAAAUGAACAUUUCUGCGAGAAUGCACUUAAUUUAUAAUUAUGUUUUUUCAACAAACUGAAUACAUUUCUGUUAGGCAUUGGUUCUCUGAUGACCCCAAUCAGGGUCCUUCUUGUUAAGUGUUUUAUUUAGCAUAAAUGUUACAUUCGAAACACGUAGCAAGGAAAGAUACAUGCAUACCUAAACACUCCUAGGGGUGCGGCAUUAUCUGGGCCGCGAAUGAUAAACAGGCACCCAUAAAAAAUUAAGUGACGCAAAAAAAAUGAAAAAGAGGUCAAGGUGUGUGUUUAUUUGCUUUAUGUUAUUCUUUGAAGUAUACUUACUGGCAGAUUAACCUAUCAGAUCUAAAUACAUCUUAGCUCGUCCUGUUAGAGUAUGCUUUUUCUUGUCGGAGUCCUAACCUGAAAACAAAUCUUCAUCACCUUGGACGAGUCCAAAGGAAUGCAAUCAGGUUUGUUUAGAACACCGACAGCACGUCCCCGGGAAUUAUGGAAGGCUCACUCCUGCACAAAGAGGGAAAAUGAGUGGAAUAACAAUGCUCCAUAAGAUCCCAAACAACACAACAGGUGUCCUAGCAGAGGCUUUUGUUCCUCCAAAUACCCGGUCACUCGGGACAUCAAAACAAACUAAAAAGAAAACGUAUGCCAGAACCUUCAACAGUAGU
Acanthaster planci (crown-of-thorns starfish) is the source of this 9968-nucleotide messenger RNA. RefSeq lists its product as uncharacterized. The record is from RefSeq and is a predicted model, not a curated record. Gene Ontology annotation, molecular function: protein binding. NCBI's taxonomy places the organism in Eukaryota, Metazoa, Echinodermata, Asteroidea, Valvatida, Acanthasteridae.